AUGGCAGAGUCGAAUGAGGCCCUCCCUGAUGCUCUCUCCAGCAGCGGCAUAAACGAAAUUGAUGGAGAGACUACUUAUCUCUCUUUUAUGGAGGCUGAGGGCAGCGAAAGCAGCGCUAUCGAUUCAUACUCCGAAUUUGAGCCUGAAGUCGAAGAUGAUUCUGACGAGGUUGACGAUCAAUCCCCCCCAAGUGCGAAGGUAGACGAAGAAUUCAUUGUCCUAGGGGUAAGAUUUCUGCCGUUCGCGAGAAGGACCAUUCACGUGCUAAAUAAGCUGAUAGAGGAAAAGAAAGCUUUCUGAUGCGAGCCGUCUUCAACAACGAAAGAAGUCUUGCCGGUGGAAGAAGCCACCCACCAAAAACCAGAGCAAGGGGAGAACAAUCCGCUAUAGAGAGGUAUAUGAUAAUACUAUUGCUGGACACAAGAAGACCAUUGUUCAGUAUCCUGCCAAUAAGGGCCGAUGGUAUAUAAUUCAUUGCGAGGAACACGGGCUUGAAUUUGGAGGUAGCAAUCCACUCAUGGAUGCCGCAUUUCACUUGGGCAGUCUCCAGCACGAUAAAUACUCAAAAGCCUAUAAGGAUGUUAUCGAUCAGAUGGGUAUACGAGUCAAGUACUGUACGGCGAGCCGUGCAAAGCAGAACAAUGACGCUUUUACGAAAGAAGGUGUUGAGAAGAACUCGCCAACGUCGAUGGAUCGGACCACAGGUAGCAAAGACGAAGAUUUAAGGGGGAGGCAGGCUUUUGGAACUCGAAAGGCGGCCUUGAUGAGCGAUAAAACUGAAACAUCUCGGAGUAGUCGGGAUACGAAAGACCCCGUCUACGACGACAUAGGGUCUAAAACGUCAAAGUACGACGAUACUAAUGAAGGAAACGAAAGAUUGUAUGUACGUCGUCAACCUGGCGACAUAUGCCUCGUCUAUCUUGGGGGGGGAGUAUAUCCCAGUUCUCGUCCUUCCUUUUGAGAAUAUGCUGGAAAUCGGAAUCAACGGCGACCUCAAGACGCUGAACCUGGUCCAGUUUAUGCCUGGCUGCUGCACCUAUGAACUGGCCACGGGAAAAUACAGGUGGAAAAAAGGGUAUGAGGACGGUGGAGCGUUCGAAUCGUCUCGAGCACAUCCUGGUCUAUGA
Messenger RNA from Clonostachys rhizophaga, 1127 nucleotides. The record is from the annotation of a GenBank genome assembly. NCBI's taxonomy places the organism in Eukaryota, Fungi, Ascomycota, Sordariomycetes, Hypocreales, Bionectriaceae.